Molecule: messenger RNA, 1182 nt
Organism: Periconia digitata
Lineage: Eukaryota; Fungi; Ascomycota; Dothideomycetes; Pleosporales; Periconiaceae
Source: the annotation of a GenBank genome assembly
CCCUCGUUCCCACUCACCCACUCUCCUCACCGCCCGCUUGACUCUUGUUCCCCUCUGCCAUGGUCCUCACACUCUGACCAGACCUGCCUGUCCGCAACAACUUCGAGAAACUCGCAGCAAAAUCUGCCCAUGACACUUGAACACUCUACGACAGCGGUGGGGGGUCAUGUAGGCCCUCUCACCCCUCGAGUCGUGCUGCCCGAACCGCCGCCUCCAUAUGUCGAACCUGUUCAACAGAUUCAUUCUCAGAGCCAAGAGGCAAUCAAGGACGUUCUUUGCGGAUCCGCUGCAGGUGUGAUUGGCAAAUACAUUGAAUAUCCCUUUGACACGGUCAAAGUUCGCCUACAAUCCCAGCCCAGCCAACUACCACUAUUAUACAAGGGUCCUUUGGACUGCUUCCGGAAGACCAUAAAACAGGAUGGUAUCUAUGGUGGAUUAUACAGAGGUAUCAGCGCGCCACUUGUCGGUGCCGCAGUAGAGACCACAUGCCUGUUUCUAAGUUACCGACUUGCUGGCGAUCUUUUGAGGGCAUCAGUCCCCAGUCUGAGAAACGAUCCAGAGAAAGAACUGCCCUACCACUACAUGCUCACAUGCGGCAUGGCCGCUGGGGCCGUCACAUCCGUCUUCCUCACACCCAUUGAACUUGUCAAGUGCAAGAUGCAGGUCCCGUUGGAGGUGGGGAACGUUGCUAUCGCCAGACCCGGAAUUCUGAGUGUCAUUGGCUCAAUAUACCGCCACCAAGGCAUCAAAGGGUACUGGCAUGGCCAGAUGGGCACCUUCAUUCGCGAGACAGGUGGUGGUGCCGCAUGGUUCGGCGGGUAUGAGGGCGUCAAAGCCUUGUUCAAAAAAAUGAACAGCGCUUCAAUAGGCUCCGCAAGCGACGAAGAUCUCUCCAUUUCCCAACGCAUGAUGUCUGGUUCUGUGGCAGGCAUGGCAUACAAUUUCAUGUUCUACCCAGCAGACACUGUGAAAUCCCGGAUGCAAACGGAGGAUGUUAAACGACUGACGGGCGGGAAGUCCACAUUCAUGGCUGUUUUCAAAGCGACUUGGAAAGAGAAUGGGCUGAAGGCCAUGUAUCGUGGGUGUGGCAUCACGGUUGCCAGAUCUAUUCCCAGUUCUGCCUUCAUCUUCACUGUAUACGAAGAGCUGAAGAAGCGUUGGCCGGAGCCAAGACUUGAUUGA